AUGCAGCUGAUAGCUUUCUUCGUCCUUGUCAGCAGCUCUAUCUCUAUGUUUGUCUUCAUCAAUGCCGCGCAGCCUUCUCUGCUCAGACCGAUUCUCGACGGCAACGCGAGCUCUCACUCGCCGCAAGAGUCGACGGCCAAGAAGAGUGACAUCGGGACGAUCUCCGGGCAGAUCUUGUUGUACGCAGAGAUCACAGCGAUGAUCAGCGGGGCAGUGAUGGGCACCCUGUCAGAUAGUCUUGGUCGACGAGUCUUGUUCAGUUUCGGCCUGUUCGUCUGUUCGGUGACGACUGCGAUGCUGGCAACGUCUGCGAGCGUAGAGGUGAUGACAAAGAAGAAGAAUGGAUUGACCGCUGUGCUCGCCGACAUGUUUGAGGAGGAAGACAAGGGGAAAGCGUCAGGGCUUGUAGGCUUCUUUGCAGGACUCGGUGCCGUCUUCGGAGCUCUGGUCCUACUGCGCGUGCCCGAGUGGGCCUUCAAGCUCUCCUCGGGAAGGAUGACGCAGCUCGCGGCAGUUCACUGCGGCUACUACACGGCUGCCACCAUUGCGCUCCUCGCUUCCAUGCUCGCGCUCUUUGCGCUGAGGCCGCCGACUGUCGGACAAGCCUCGAGGCAUCAUGGGAAGGAGGAGGCAGGCGUGACUGCGUUGCUCCGCUCCUCCUCCUCUGGGCGGGAGGCGAUGAAACUUGGGUGGGAGAGGACGAGGCUCUCGCUGCUGGAGGCCCUUCACGCGACCCGGCAGGACCUUGCCAUCCUCCUCGCCCUCCUCGCCUCCUUCGCAGGCCGAGGAGACAGCGCGUCUAUCACCGUCUUCCUCUCCCUCUGGGUCUCCGACUACUCCCGCGACGUCCUCCACUCUACAGGCUCGCAAGCUACCGCCACGGCUGGCAUGGUGACCGGCAUCGUCCAGCUGGCAGCCCUGCUGUCGGCGCCGCUGAUCGGGCGGUGGGUGGACAAGGUGGGGGACGUGCGGUCCAUGGCCUCCUCCUCCCUCCUCGCCACCCUCGCCUACGGGUCCCUGGGCCUGCUGGUCGUCAACCCGGCUGGCCCCCUGGGGCUCCUACUGGGAGUGGUGGUGGGGAUGGCGGAGAUGGGGGUGGUGGUGACCUGCCAGUUCCUCAUGUCUCGUCGAGCGCCGGAGAAAUCGAGAGGAACGUUGAGUGGAGCUUUCGGAGUCUCUGCAAGUCUUGGGAUCUUGUGCGUCGGAGCCCUUGGGGGAAUCGUCUACGACAAAGUUGGAUAUGGCAAGACUGAGGAGGAGGAGGAGGAGGAGGAGGAGGAGGAAGAGGAAGUGGUGGUGGUGGUGGUGGUGGUGGUGGUGGAGUUGCAGGAGGAGGAGGAAGUGGUGGUGGUGGUGGUGGUGGAGAUGGAGGUGGUGGAGCAGGAGCAAGAGCAGAAGCAGCAGGAUGGCGGUGGUGAUGACGGUGAAGCCAUUCUGGCUCAAGAUUCUCUCUCUUUCUCCAGCGGGACAACUGUGUGA
Guillardia theta CCMP2712 is the source of this 1479-nucleotide messenger RNA. RefSeq lists its product as hypothetical. NCBI's taxonomy places the organism in Eukaryota, Cryptophyceae, Pyrenomonadales, Geminigeraceae. The transcript is spliced from 14 exons. Bases 1 to 1479 code for a protein of 492 amino acids. Gene Ontology annotation, molecular function: transmembrane transporter activity. The record is from RefSeq and is a predicted model, not a curated record. Gene Ontology annotation, biological process: transmembrane transport.